Molecule: messenger RNA, 1434 nt
Organism: Verruconis gallopava
Lineage: Eukaryota; Fungi; Ascomycota; Dothideomycetes; Venturiales; Sympoventuriaceae
Exons: 1
Coding region: 58-441 (127 amino acids)
Source: RefSeq, a predicted model, not a curated record
UAUUAAGAGAAGGACAUUGUGGUGAACGGUUGCGUAAAAAAAGGAUUGCAACUUGAAAUGGAUAUUAAGGGGAGGCAGUCAGGUGCAGCCUUUACUUCAGCUUUGGCGAAGUUGACACGGCACAAAAUAGCUGAUGCCCCACAUCCGCUUUUGAUUAAAUACGAUACUCAAGGCUACGUGAUAGGCGCAGUGACAGGUGUGGCGAACACACAGGAUAGCCCAGACGGGCUGGCAAUUGGAUGGCAAGAGGGAUUUGACAGGACGUCAGGACUCGGGGGGUUAGCGAGCACGCGACUCGCACUUCGACAUCCCCUUUGUGGCGCUUGCCAGACCUCAGUCGGGUUAGGAAUUCAGGAUUGGGGGCUGAACAGCCAAGCGACGUCGAAGGAGCACGCAGAGCGAAUGCUCGUUGCUGUUGAACGGGCUUUGCUUCCCACAUAACUGAAUGUUGACGACGAACUCCUCUCGUCCACAUCGUCUGGAGGCCAAACCCAUCGACCGUCACGCCGGAGUGAUUUCCAUGCGACCGCAAGUCGCCGUUCUCUGCGCUGCCCUGCUUUUUAUCUCUUUGCGGAAAUGAAGCCAAGGCGCUGCCCUCACGCCUGCGCUUACUAGCGCCACUUCAUAUUGCGGCUGUCGUCGUGCCUUUGUUACGAUCCGUUUGAUCCGUCAUUCGCACUCCGUGUGCGCAGAACCAUGACAACCAUGGAGCCCGAGGACCAGCCCACAGCACCUCGUUGACGACUGCGUUUUGGCAAUGUAGAAAGGCCGCGGCCGAGCCGGUCGACAAGCAGCGAGCCCACCGGCUACGAGCGCGGCUUCAAGAGUAAAACAGGCGGGAGCAACUGCCGCCGUCAGACGAUGGGGAUAGCGUCAACGGUCGCCCCUAUACUGCACCCCCUUUCCAGCCCCUCACUCAUAGUCAGGAAAUACGAUACAGUUCCACCGAGUCUUUUUACAUUCUUCUGCAUUCAGUCUCCUGUGUUGUCAACCACAGUCAACCCGCGAAAACGCAUUGCUUCAGAACCCCACUCCAGAUUCUCCACAAUCACUCCUUUUUUAACCUGAGCUAGGUUACACAGCAGCUUCUCUCAACGCGCUCGGAGUCGAAGUCCGCAUAGGGGAGAGAGGCCUUUAGGACCCACGAGCAGGUUCUGGUAGAACAGAGUGUGCUGUUGUUGGCUGUGACGAUCUGCUUGUACGCAAAUGGCUUCUGCACGGCACCGUAAGACUCCAAGGGUACCUCUCGCAACAUGACGGAUAGCAGCUCUGGCGGACGGGUGCCAGAACGCUUCUCUGUGACUUCGGUAACUCAAUUGUCAUCGAUGCAUGCGCUCGCGUCUUGAGGUCAGUUCAUCACACAGGCCGGACGGGGUGGAUUUGACAUGGAGCGUUUUUGAAGUGAAAGGAUUCAGUGUAUUUUCUUUUUUUUUU